GGGCGCUUCCGGCCGUCGCCGGAUGUUGCGGCGCGGGCGCCUCACGAGAGAGCCGCGUCGGGCGGGAGUGCGGCGCCCGACUCCUCGCUGCCGCCUCCCGCGCCUUCCUCUUCCGCCGCUUCUUCCGCUGCCGCCGCGUCCCGGCCCGGCCCGGCCCUGCCCUCCCCUCCCUUCCCGCCGCCGCCCGGUCGCUGCUGACAGGAUAUGUAACAUGACACUGAUAUUCUGGACAGUUUAUCAUAGGAGCCUCUGUGAAGCUAUCUUUUUGAAGUAAUGCCAAUAGAAAGUGGAAGCUGUGCAGCUGCUCGCCAAGCAAAGCAGAAACGUAAAUCACAUAGUCUAUCAAUCCGAAGAACCAACAGUUCUGAGCAAGAACGGGCAGGACUGCAGAGAGACAUGUUGGAAGGGCAGGAUUCUAAACUACCUUCUUCUGUUCGGAAUACGCUUCUUGAACUCUUUGGACAAAUAGAGCGGGAGUUUGAAAACCUCUAUAUCGAAAAUUUGGAAUUACGCAGAGAGAUUGAUACGCUUAAUGAGCGUUUAGCAGCAGAAGGACAGACUAUUGAUGGAGCUGAACUGAGCAAAGGACAGCUGAAAACAAAAGCCAGUCAUAGUACCAGUCAGCUUUCUCAGAAAUUAAAGACAACUUACAAGGCAUCUACUAGCAAGAUUGUAUCCAGUUUUAAAACUACAACAUCAAGGGCAAUCUGUCAACUGGUAAAGGAGUAUGUUGGCCACAGGGAUGGUAUUUGGGAUGUCAGUGUCGCAAAAACUCAACCAGUGGUUUUGGGGACUGCAUCUGCUGAUCAUACCGCCUUGCUGUGGAGCAUAGAAACAGGAAAGUGCCUUGUCAAGUACGCAGGGCAUGUUGGAUCAGUAAAUUCCAUAAAGUUUCAUCCAGCUGAGCAAGUGGCUCUUACAGCAUCUGGAGACCAGACAGCUCACAUCUGGAGAUACAUAGUACAGUUGCCUACACCUCAGCCAACUGCAGACUGCAAUCAAAUGUCUGGAGAAGAUGAAAUUGAGUUCUCGGAUAAAGAUGAACCUGAUGGAGAUGGAGACGGUUCUAGUGAUUGUCCCACUAUCAGGGUCCCGCUAACUUCACUCAAAAGCCAUCAAGGAGUGGUCAUAGCAGCUGACUGGCUCGUUGGGGGGAAGCAAGCUGUGACAGCUUCAUGGGAUAGGACAGCAAAUCUGUAUGAUGUAGAGACCUCUGAACUCGUCCAUUCUCUAACAGGGCAUGACCAAGAGCUAACACAUUGUUGUACACAUCCCACCCAGCGUCUUGUGGUGACAUCAUCACGUGAUACAACCUUCCGUCUGUGGGAUUUCAGAGAUCCUUCUAUCCAUUCUGUGAAUGUCUUUCAGGGCCACACAGACACUGUGACAUCAGCAGUUUUCACUGUGGGAGACAAUGUUGUUUCUGGAAGUGAUGACCGUACUGUAAAAGUUUGGGAUUUGAAAAACAUGAGGUCUCCUAUUGCUACUAUCCGUACAGACUCUGCAGUCAACAGGAUUAAUGUAUGUGUUGGCCAAAGAAUCAUUGCCCUUCCACACGACAACCGACAGGUUAGAUUAUUCGACAUGUCAGGAGUGCGAUUAGCACGCCUCCCUCGCAGUAAUAGACAGGGCCACAGAAGAAUGGUAUGCUGCUCUGCAUGGAGUGAGGACCAUCCAAUAUGUAACCUGUUUACAUGUGGAUUUGAUCGUCAGGCUAUUGGCUGGAACAUCAACAUCCCUGCUUUGUUACAAGAAAAAUGAAAUGCUGGAAGUAUUUUUGCAUUUUAUGUUGCCAUGGACUUCUUCACUUUUGCAGACUUUUCUGAAUACUGGUCUGCUGUUGCUGUAAAAGCUCAUCCUUAAAUGGAGAGUUUUGCAAAUGUUGUUCUUGUUACCACAUUGUGCACAGUUUGCAUGAAUUGUACAGAAAAUGUGAUUUUUUUAAAAAAUAGUUUGUCUUGUGUAUGAACUUUUAUAUUUUGGCAUCCACUGGUCAAUAAGUUCACUGUUGCAUAGAGCACAUAAAUGUUCAUAAGUUAUUUAGCAUUUAUUAGAUAAACAGUAGGGCAUUACAUUUGUGACAUAAAUGUGAAAGUUACGUAGUUAUUGUAGAGAUUAUAUAGCAGUCUGUUACAUUUUUCCAUGACUCUACAUAUCUGCCUUGUGUUAAAAAGAAUCUGCAGGGCUAAAACUUUGAAAUGAAGUGUGAAUUUCAUUAGUCGUAUGAUUGUAAACAUUUUUCUGUUUGCAUCUGUUUGGAAUUUUUUUUUAGUGCUGCAAUAUUGUGCAACUUAACUCCAUUUUUGUUCUAGUUACUGGAGAAAUAGUAGAUUUGAGAAGGAAAAUACAAACAACUUGUAAUGAGUACAGAAUGCCAGGUUAAUUCAGGAUGCUUUUUGUACUUUUCUUUUUCAAAAGAAAAAUGUUCAUUCUGCCCUUCUUAUAUAAAACUGAUUCUAAUCUCAUAGCAUUUCACAUUAGCAAAAAUUCAGAAUAUUGUAAUUCUUAUCACUGAAAUCGUCAAGCAAAUUUUGAAGCACUUUAGUUUAUAGCUAUUGUUAUAAACCAUUUAUGAAAGUUUGACUUUACCAGUGAAUGUGAGUUAACCUUUAUAAGAAGGAUUUGCUUCUUUUUGGUGAUCUACCCAGAAAUGAAAUCAUGGUGUUUUUUCUGUUUUUUUGUUUUUUUUCGUAUACCUACAGUGAGCAUACUUUUAAUUGUGCUCACUUCCCUAAUUUUUAUUUUGAGCCAGCAAUACAAAGUAAAUGAGUACUACCUCAAAAAUGAAUGUUAAUCAAGAUGCAUUAAAUCUCUCUGUAGCCUAGAAAGAAAGCACUUUUGGACUCUGGCAGAAGUACAGUCUCUAACAUGAGAUGAAAGACAAUCAUACUAAAUGUGAUCUUUAAGAUAAUUAACACUUAAAGCUAAUGGAGCAAUACGAUAAGUAAACAUCGUCUGUCACCUUCGUGUUCUCAGUGACUAGGGCUGCAGCAGUCCCUGUUCUGUACCAAAAGGGGGUAAUUAGUAGGUUUCCCUUCUUUCUCCCAAAUGACCUUACUCUGGUUUUGCUCCUCACAGUUUAGUCUUUUUUGCACCAGCAGUAUGGUGUUAUACCACAGCUGUUGAUUGUAUAAGUAAAUGCAAGUCGCAGCUGACAUCUUCAGAAAGAACAGAAAGGCUGCUUCAGACAGACACUUCCUUUUACCUAAAGGGAGAUCCUGCUCCUAACUGUCUGACAUAUCACAGUAUCAGGUGAAGGGUUAGAGUAAUCCAAGGGUGUGCUCUUAUAAUGGGAUUCUUAGAGUUUAAAGUGGGUUACCAUAAGAUAGUAAGUAUUAUGGACUUUUAAUCACAUUCUUAUGAUUAUGUGAAGCUACAGCUGUGCUCAAGUCCUCUACAGCAGUGCUUAUGAUGAUAGUGAGGCUGAGUUGUAAACUGGUUCUCCUAUUAACUAAUAUAUAAAGGUAAAGGAGUGGAACGGGAUGGGAGAGUGAAUGCAUCACUGAGUAAUUACAGGGAAAGUGGGGUCCUAGAAGUGGUUUGGAGCAUAACACUGAGAAAGAUGAGAGGACCAAGGAAUUUAAUAGAGAGUAUAUGUGGUAUCUUCAUAGUACGGGUUGUCAUUGUAGCUUGAUCUUAAAUCCCUCGGGGGUUUUUUGAGGUAAAAGAUAUAUAAAGAACUAGUAUUUUAAAAUUGUUUCAGUACCAAAACUAGUGAGGUUGGGGAAAGCAGCUACACACUUUUGACUCUGGUUAUCAGAAGACUUAAAGGUUGCUGUUAAAGUUUAUUUUCACUUUUUUUCUUCCUGUGUUUUUAAUACCGGGAUAAAACCAUUUGAUGUUGGGUUGCAGGUUUUAUUUUUUAGGAAAAAAGGCUCACUUAGUUUUUGAAAGAGAGAACUUAGCACAGGUUGUUGCUCUUUAAAAAUGAGAGAAAUGUCUGUUCAGCCAGUAGAAGCAGUUUCUUCAGUGUGGCCUGUGCAUAGGUAUCUUGAGCAAAGAUUAACCCUUUAACUGUCUGAGGUGGGGAAAGGGUCACUGGUUUUGGUCCUGCUACACUAAAUUGUUGAGCUUCUCAAAUACAUAUGUAAUACAGGACCACUAGACUCUAUGCAGUUUAAUCAUCAUUGCUGCAAACUUUUUAUAUCACCAGAGGGACCAACCUCUGGCACCAGGAAUGGGAUGACUAACUCACUUUUACUUUGGGGGGGGGCGGGGGAAAUCAAUGAAGGUGCUAGAGCCACGUUCUUAUGAGCAGGCUAAUACUUAAUCAGCUAAAUACUAAAGUAUUGCUUAGCUUAAUUUUAUAUAGUGUACUGAAGUGUAAACUGAGGCCAUCAUUCCCCUUGAAGCAAAUCACACGAGCUGUGGUAGUGAACAAUGUUACAUUGACUAAAUAUGUGGAAAACAUUUCAUGGCUUUGAAUAUUCUAAGGAGAGCUUUUCAGCACUGAACGAUGUCCAACAUUUCAUAAAAUGGAGUAGAGUUGCAGUUACAAUUUCAGUAUUGAUGCAGAAUUUCACAGAAAAUUCAUCACUGGGCAAAAUCAAGCUUUUAUGUCUUUUUCUCUCGAGCAAUGCACAUCAGUUUUCACAAAUUUUGUAUAUAUGUUAAAAUCAGAAAAAUCUGGAGUAAGACAUCUUAUGUGUUGCCUAAAUCUGUGAAAACCACCUUUUUGGAAAAGAAUUUAUAAGUUAUGUGGAACCACUUUUUAUUAUUCUGCUAAUUUGUUUUUAGAUGUAAAUGUUUUUCUUCAUUAUGAUUCAAAAUGCAUUAAAACAGUCAAAACCCC
This is a messenger RNA of Dromaius novaehollandiae (emu), 4792 nucleotides long. It is a transcript of the gene WDR37, whose product is annotated as WD repeat domain 37. The coding region runs from base 274 to 1761 and encodes 495 amino acids. The transcript has 15 exons. The record is from RefSeq and is a predicted model, not a curated record. Gene Ontology annotation, molecular function: protein binding. NCBI's taxonomy places the organism in Eukaryota, Metazoa, Chordata, Aves, Casuariiformes, Dromaiidae.